CCAGGCUCAUGAAGGAGUGAUAUACGCGCACAGGCAUUGUAAAUAUAUUAUCGUUCGGAACACAAUAGAAAACACCGUCCGGGACAACUCUGACUUUUUCGUUGAUGGAUACUGCUACAAGUGGAAAUCUUUAACACGGUCAGUUUAGCUAGUGGUUGCUCUUGUUUUCAUAGCAACCAUGCCGGUUAAGACAGUAACAUUACCCGCGAUCAACCCGAUCCCAGCUCAACUAACGGGAAAUGACUUUUUAGCUGCAUCGCAUUUCAAAAUCGGUUAUGACCGCCGACUGGCAAAGAGCGCCCGCCACCGGAGUGUUUUUAAAAAGGACUACAUGGCCCCACCGAUUGAUGCUGGCAGACCGCCUGCAUCAGAGCCGCCCAUGCCAUCGGAAGUGAUGCACCGAGAUCAAACUAAGGCAAUGGACAACGUUUCGGAGACGCACAUGGUUUUCUACGACAAAGGCUAUGGCAAAGUCCCAAUGUGUAACUCACUCACGACAACGAAUUUUAAGAUUGGUUCCGACAAGCGGAUUGAUUCUUUCCGUACAACGCAUGGGCUGUAUUACACUCCCCAGCCGAUAUCGCGUGUGCAUCAGAAGGAAAACCCGACGAAAAGUUACAUCCCAGAUGGCGACAAAGGAAAAGCAGCGCCACCAGUGUCCGAUUACCGAGAUAAAUACCAGGGACAUGACACAAAUAAAGUGAGGAUAGAGAAAGCUCCAUGUAUGCACACAGGUGGUCCAUCAACGAUCCUGGGCGACGAUCGAACUCACACUCAGUUUUCAACGUCAAGUUCAGACGAAUUUUACGGAAAACACUUGAAAGUGAACUAUCCUAAACCAGACACAACUGGAUCGAACAUCCCACAAGGAGACAAGGAGAAGGUGUUCGAGCAUCAUACAACACAGAAAGCGUCCUUCCCCAAACCUUUGAAAUCAACGUGUGUACCUUACGAGAAGUCCGACGCUCACCGUAAAAUACAAGGCACCAACUUCAAGUUUGGCCACACCAGUAAAUACGACAGAUAUGACAGCACUGCUGCUGAUUCGUACAACCCUAAGAUCAGAGUAAAUUGUGAAUUAGCUCAGAAACCAGACAUGGGAGUGAGUUCAUUUCCAGAGGGCGAUCUUCACCCAGAAAGAGUAUUGCAAAGAAUCAGUACAACGACAUCUAAUGUUUACCACACAGCGCCACCCUCAGAUUAUAGACAUUUCAUAAUCUCGGGAGCAGAUAAACGAACUGUCAGUAAUGUGACAUUUGGAGAACCCAAAUUAUCCCAUAAAUUCUACAGCACUACGGAGAAAGAUGCAUUCCCACCCACAAGCGUUUCUAUGGAGCGGGCCGCCUCACAUCAUUACAAAAGCAACGUGCCCAUGGAUUAUUAUGGGGACGAGGUCCAUAAAGCAACAACUUGGAGCGAUUUCCCUGUACAUAGAAGUAAACCUGCAAAGAGUAAAGAUAUUAUGAAAAAGUUGAAGAGUACUCAUUUCGAGCCGCCACUGCACGAUGACCGUUUCUUUGAUACAACACAUCUAACUUCCUACACGCCCAAGUCCACCGAUAAAUACCACUACGACAGAGGACGCAUGCAGCGAAGCUCAGUACCACUCGGAACAUUCAGCAAUUCAGAAUAAAUAGAGCUAUACGGUGAAGGACAGUAUUCAACCUAAAUUAUGCAUACUGAUCAUGUCAUAAAAUUUAUAAAUUCAAAAUUAAAUUCAUCCACAGAUUGUAUUUGCUUCAUUAUCCUCACAUCUGAUGUUCCACAAUUAUGUUAAUGAACAAUGCCAAGACAACAUAGAAAUUAAUAUUCAAUGUCUCGUUUUCAUUUAUUUGACAAAAGUUCUAUGUUCUACAUUCAAAGGUCCAUAAGCGCCAAAACUGAGAUAAAAUAAUCUUUGUGGUACCAAAUGAACAGAUUUUCAAGCCAUGCAUAUUCAAAUAGCACUUAGAAAGCUGGAAUAUAAAUUGUUUUUCAAAUAAAAAUUCAUUUACCAGCAAUUCACAUUACCAUAAAUACACACCACUUGGCUCAAAUGGGUGAUGGUUGUAGGAUGAUCGAACUAGAUGGUCUUAACUACAGUGGAAUAGCCUUUUGAACACAACAUUGGGGAGGGCACGACUGACAUACCAUAAAUACAUCGCCAUUCAUAAGUAUUUAGCAAGGCAAAAACAUUUGUAUAUGGCAGUCUAGUUAAAAAAUAGUGUUAAAAUUCAAGAAUAUUAUAGACAAGAUACAAAAAAAUUGUAAUUUCUCAUCGCAUACUGCCUACAUUCAGCUACUAGUAAUUACAAAAUGUGUGUUUUAACAUUUUUGUUUGUUUGUCAGUUUAAUUCCAUAACACACAAAGUGGCAACUCAUCUGUGACAAAGCAAGGGCAGUGAUUUUCAUACUGCCACUGAUGUCAGUUUUUAUCCGUUCCAACUGCUUUGCAGAAUUCAUUUUAGUCUUCUUUUU
Molecule: messenger RNA, 2457 nt
Organism: Saccoglossus kowalevskii
Lineage: Eukaryota; Metazoa; Hemichordata; Enteropneusta; Harrimaniidae
Product: stabilizer of axonemal microtubules 5-like
Source: RefSeq, a predicted model, not a curated record